Molecule: messenger RNA, 3513 nt
Organism: Electrophorus electricus (electric eel)
Lineage: Eukaryota; Metazoa; Chordata; Actinopteri; Gymnotiformes; Gymnotidae
Gene: cntrob
Product: centrobin, centrosomal BRCA2 interacting protein
Biological process (GO): centriole replication; regulation of cilium assembly; mitotic cytokinetic process
Cellular component (GO): centriole; centrosome
Source: RefSeq, a predicted model, not a curated record
AGGGUAGGGUCGGGUAGGCUGAGUAAACUACAGCUUGGGUAACUCGGUUAACUACAGAGUUUUAUACCCGUCAUCAACGUUUUGCUAACUUCAUACGAAUUAGUAAAGCGCCAGUCUUAAAGUUUAUAUAGUUAGCUGGCUAACUAGUUAACUAACUCGUCAAAAAAUCUAGCUAGCAAAUAAUCUAGUAGUUAAUAUUUCGUGAGGGGAAUAUUCAGUACUUUGCGAAAUCUUUGUAAGAGAAUAAUGAUGAUAAAGAUGUUUAGUCUCGGUGUGAACAUAAUCGGCGCCAACAGUCAACUGUGAGAUGUCUGAAGAGACAGCUGAAGACGUGCUGAGCGGCAUUGAUCCUUUACCCGCGUCCACCCCUCCUUCACCGUCUCUUGCUCCACGUCCUCCUGCUGUUCUUCCUCUUGGCUCUGCCUCCUUGCCCUCGCUAACACGCUCCUGGCCAUCCUCCCCUCUCUCAGCCUCUCGGCAGGUCACUGCCCACCUCUACUCCUCACUCCAGCGCAGCAAAGAGCAGGAGGUCAAAGGUUAUUCUGCGAUCUCUGCUAAAGCCAGGCAGGUAUCCUUUAAGCUCUCCUCUCCUGAACUCUGUUCGGUUGUUAUGCCAACAGCCACCCGCUCUCUGAGCUCUGAUAGGCUGAAUGAGUCACAAGAGGCGGAUUUUAGUCUGGAUGCCUUUUCCUCCCACGGCAUAGUGGGAGUGCAGGAGGCAGGGUCAGAGGCGGAGCUAAUGACAGAAGACAUGGACGUGAACUUGCAAAGCAGUGUGAGCAACAGCGCUAAACUCUCGCAGGGAAGGUGGCACAUUGACGAGAUGCAGAAUGUGAGGAGUCAUUUACAGACAAUGAUGAACACAGCAGCAAGAAUCACUGAGGAGACAGAUGAGCUCUUGGAGCCAGUAUACCAGCAUUCUCAGGACGACUCGCAUGAGAGUGACAACACAUCACACCUGCUCAGUGCGUCUGUCUCUCUGGGAGGAAUAGAGGACUUGUUUCCACGGUAUUCCCGUCUCCGUGCUGAUGUUAGUCCCGCCUCCCUUCACUCCCUCUCAGAGCUGCAGGUGACCAGAGAAAGUCUGGAGAGAGAGAGGGCCAGACGGAAGCACGCGGAGCAGCAGGUGCUGGCUCUCCAGAAUAAAGCUUUAACCUUACAGCAGCAGCUCAACCUGGCUGUGUCGGCCGACCGCAAGAAGGACAUCAUGAUCGAGCAGCUGGACAAGACGCUGGAGAAGGUGGUGGAGGGAUGGAGGAAACAUGAGAAGGAGAAGAGUGAGGGAGUCAGACGACUGCAGGAGGAGAAGGAGACUGCAGAGAGGGCCCUGGCGUGCUUUGAGAAGAGUCUGUCAGACGCAGCAGAAACUCUGGACAAAGAACAAAAACACAACGAAGAGCUACAAAAUACCAACAGUCAGCUGGAGAGGGAGCUGGCUGAGCUGCGUGUGUGUGUGGAGGAACUCCAGCAUCAGCGCCAGCAGCUACGCAGUGAGACUGAGAAACAGAGGACUGAAGUGGGGACGCUCCAAAUCCACACCCAGGCUUUACAGGGCCAGCUUGAGCAGGCCACACACACACACACACACCUGCAACAGGAUAUCUCACUACUGACACAGCAGCUAGAGAGAGAGAGGGAGCGAGUGGGCCAGGAGGUGCAGCUGCGUGAGGAAGGCCAGUCUAGACUUCAACAGUUACAACAGGACCUGGAUGAGACCAGGAGAGAGAGAGACACAGCCAGGGUGGAUCGAGCCUUGGACCAGGCCCGUUUUGAAGCGCAGUGCUCUCAGAGGGAGGUGGAGCUCAGACUGUCUGUAGAGCAGCAGGUCACAGAGAGACUCGCACACAUUCAACAGGAAAACAGCACAGCAACAGCCAAGAUACGGGAACAGCACAGGAAGCAGUUGUUGGACCUGAGAGAACAUCAUGAGCGUGAACUAUCAACGCAGGUGGAGGAAUUCAGAGCACAAUUACAGGAGAGAGAGGAGAGACUACACCAGCUCACCCUGCACUGCGAUCACAAGAUUGCGGAAAUGCAAGAGCAAUUGGUUUCCAUGGAAACCAGUAAGAGAAGGCUGGAGAUGCAGAGGGAAGAGUUGGUGUCCCGCCUACAGGGAAUGAUGCGCACCCAUUGGACAGAGGCUCUGAGGUUGCUGACCAAUCCAGAGCAGGCUGUAGAGACACCCCCCUCCCUGUCCCUGUAUGGUACAAUAAGAUGUCCCUCCCUCCCUGAGGCUGAAGACACCAGCAGUUCUGGGACAGUAACCACAGUCACUCCAGCUGCUCCCCAGGCUGUGGUUUUGCACAUGUGCAGAGACAGACAGCAUGGGGCAGUGGGGCAGACAGACAGGAGGCCUGACGCACACACAGGAGACUCUGACUUUGGCCUCUUAAAUCACAGUCAUUCAUUCAGUCCCCUGGAGCCUGUGCUGGAUGACACUAAUCUCACAGCUCUAGGCGUUGGUGAUUUAAGCUCUCUCUGGGACAAGCCUCUGGAAGUAGUAAAACAGCCCCUGGAGAGAGAGAAAGAAGGAGAGAUUACGCCUACCAGAGUGAGAGUAUGUGCUGAGACGCUGAACCCGAUCCCAAGUCAUCAUAGGCAGGAUUCAUAUUCUCAUGUGAACCAGAUCGGGAGUCAUGUGGAACAGACACGUGUGAACAGACAUAUGAAUCAGAAUCCAAUUCCUGCUUUCAAUGUGAACCACAUGCACUCGAAAAAUCAGAGCAGUAGCUUAGAGAAGGGGGUGGGAAAAUAUGACAUAUCUGUAGAGAAGCACAGCACUACUGGAGAACAAGCUCCGCCCAUAAAAGAUCAGUCCCUAUCAAUCAAAGAAAGGACCCUCCCUGCUAUGAUGAGUCUCCCAGCUCUACAUGAAGACAGACAGAGUGAGCUCCAGUAUUACAUAUCAAAGCUGUUGGAUCGUUCUCCUGGAGAGCCUCUGAAGGACCAGUCUACACAUGAGAGCAAUCCAGACCUUCACAUGCUCAGUCCAGGUGUGGCUUAUGAGUGUGUACCCAGUGUGCCGGGGGAGUUGACGUCACUCCCCACACACCAUCAAGCUCGCUCUGACACCGUGAGCACUGGUUCCCCCCUCGGUUGUCCAAGAGACCCUCAGUUGGAGCAGCUCACUAACCUCCUCCGCCUGGCCUUGCCUUCUGCCACCACCACCCACACCACUCAGCAACUACAGCACCUCCUCUCUGGCCUCCUCAGGUCAGGGGAACCCUGCUCUGAUACGGUCCACCUGGAUCACAAACAAAUGCAGCAUGAAAAAAAAGAGUGUCAGGCUCCGCCGCGUCCCACACAAAGCACAACCUCACGAAGGCAACGCAGUGGACCCCAAGGUCAGCGGCCAGGGUCAAAGGUCAACGUGUGGAGAUGAGGGGAUGGGUGGUGUGUAUGUACAGCAUGCAUACUGAAUGUACUUUUUAAAGGCUUCUGAAGACUUGUUUACCCCUAAUGUAUUACAUUAGAUUUUUUAAAAAUAAAUAAAAUAAAUCCACUUUGUCUUAA